Messenger RNA from Amoebophrya sp. A25, 6159 nucleotides. The record is from the annotation of a GenBank genome assembly. NCBI's taxonomy places the organism in Eukaryota, Dinophyceae, Syndiniales, Amoebophryaceae.
CAUGAGUAUCCACCUGGUGCGACUAAGUACCUAGUUCUUAUUAUAACACAAAUAAGACAACAAGCGACGUCACGCUGCAUUAUAGCUAUUUUCAUACUCUAGGGCACCACUUGUACUACAAGACCAAAACGAACGUUGCGAAAACCAUUGAAGUCUGUAGUUCGUGGUAGAGGUAGGCAGGAGAAAAAAUAAGGGUUGUAAUGCGAGGCAGCGCCAGCGGUCGCGUGGCAACGUCCAACCGCAGGUCCAGUACCAUACGCUUAAUACAAGACGCUGGUGCCUGAGCAAAAAGAUUUUAGCGGCACUCUAGUCCAUCUACCAAGGAGUACCAGAAUGUUUGUGUCUUGCGGACAUCGCGAUGGCGGCAUAUCAGCUGUACGACUUCUAGCCACGAUUUUCUCCAUGCCUGCGCUCUUCUCGGCAACCUUCCACCUCCUGCUCCUUUCCCAAGUCCUGGGAGAAGUUGUCGCUGAGCCUCAACAGCGCCAAAAGGCUUUGCUUUCGUCGCUUGACACUGACUUGGAACAAAGUUUGGGCAUAUCUUUCGGAGGUUUCAUCGUCAAUGUCGAUGAACACAAAGAUCUCAUCAUCACUACACGACAAGAUGAACCUGGUGGUUAUAUUGAUGAAGUAGAAGAAGUAGAUGACGUUGGAGGGGGAAAAGAUACAGAAGGAGAUGAUGACCACAAGGUUCAGAAAUCGUCGACGUCUACGAGCAGUGCCAGUGCUACAGUAGAAGAAGAUGUUGCAUCAACAACAACAGAUGAACAAGAUCUCUAUGUUGGUGCAGGAGGGCAAGAAGUAGAAGAACGACGUCCAUCAUCAAAUAAUCUCUAUGACAAACUUCGGCAGCAUGAACGGUUCGGGCGGUACAUUCUCCAGGAAAAACUGCACGACCACGACGACGACGAUGACGAGACCACUACAGCAGAUGUGGCAUCUUCUGAGAGUGGUCAGCACAAGAAGAACAGUACUACAUCUUCACAGGGGCAAGAACAACAUGUAGAUGUAGAAGAUGCAGGUGUAGUUACACUUACAACAUCGUCUAGUACUGCUCGUCCUCGUCCAGGCACGACCACGUCCUCGCCUGGAAGCAGGCACACACGUCGUGGUAAGAACAGAAGGGACAAAGGACCUAGGAGACCACGUAGACGUCCGAAAUUUCGGCCCAUUCCUCUCGAUACGCAUGUCGAUGACGAGACGCGGGUUUUCUUAGGGCUCGGUGACGGGCCGAUUCACGAGAGGCCUCAUCACUACGCGCCUUCGGUCCGCCACCUCCGCAAACUCGAGGAGCAUCAUGCGUCAUUGCUGCAGGUUGAUGGCCAAGAGGACAGUGGAGAAGGUAGCAGUGGAAGUGGUGAAGGUGAAAAAGACAUUAUGAUUCAAAUGGGAAGUGAUUGCUGUGCCUUCAAGUUUUACCCAUGUUGCAAAAAUACUUCUUCGUAAAAUAAAAGACACAACUACCACAAGUUGUACCUCCACCUUGUCGUUACCCUUUCUGCAUAAAUUAUUAACUUGAACAUGCGAGGUCUUCGAUCAUAUUAGUGCAGUUUCAGCCCUGGAUCUAGCAGUUAAUGGGCUUGACCUUCCUACAACCCCAACUACUUCCUACAACCCCAACUACUUCCUGCAUUUCGUUCAAUAGCAUGUUUUCGUCGCAGAUUGACACGGCCUUUACGGAAGUUGAUGCGGACUCUUCACAGGAUAGCGAUUCGAUCUCGCCAAAGACAACCAGUUUCGCACAACAGGUGCUUUCGACGGUAACCGACGCAGCAACCACCGUUUGGUCAAAACUAAUGGGUUCAACGUCUUCAACUUCUACUUCAUCUGAGGCGUCGUCCUCAGUGACAGAGCUAAACCUAGAAAGCGCUGUAGCGGAGAAAUACAAGGGCACGUUCAAAGAGUGUAUGAAAAAAGCAUAACAUCAUCUACAACUUCUUAGUGAAAUAAAUGAAUCAGUUCUACUUGUAUUCUCGGUUGUGUUGGUCAGCGCCAAUAGUCGUGCAACAUGUGUAGUAUGCUACAACCAGAACAAAAUGAUGAAUAUGAAGAAUAUUGAAGUCGUACCAAUACCAACGACGAGCCCCUUUUCCUUCUGAAUGGUUCCGGUAUUUGGUAACCUGAAUUUGAUCACAAGGAUUCUCUUCUUGUUUUCCCUUAAGAUCAAAAUCAGGGCACCAAAGACCGGAGCCAUUCACCUUCUCCUUCCCGCCUCCUUUCAGAGUGUCACACAAGGUUGCGGCGCUAACUGACCGACGCGAUGCAACCUCUCAACACCUUGGACCUAUCUACAUCGGAGAGCAGCAGCAGGGAUUAAAAGUGAUCUUCGAUAGUGGUUCUACGAAUUUGUGGCUAGCUGCAAGGUACUAGUACAAAUGUGGAGGUCGUACAAAUGUCGUGGAGGUACUAGCACAAAUGUGGCUAGCUGCAAGGUACAACUAGUACAAAUGGCAACUUCUUAUGGUACUUGAUUUUAAUACCUCCAGCAAUAGAGCAAACUGUUAUUAUGGUACUUAAUACAUUUACAUGAUAAGAGUUUUUAAGCAAAUUAGGCUGAAAAUUAUAAGUAAGUAAAAGUAGUAGAAUUUCAUCAUUUUCAUCUAAAUACGACGUAAGUAGAGUAACAACAUCCUCCCCAGGAAAUGCAGCAGCGACCGCUGCCUCGCCAACAAGGAGACAUUGUACGACAUCCGAAAGAGCGGCAAGGAGGGGCAGUUUCUGUGCAAGAUUGACCGAUCAGCAUGCAGAGAAAUUAGGAUAGAGUUCGGCUCUGGCACGCUUCGCGGACCACUAGGGACCGACACCCUCUAUCUCGCUGGACACGAAAUCAAGAAUCAAAGAUUCGCAAUGAUUUAUGAAGUACUUGUCCUAUUUUGGAUUGAUGUAGCAUCAAGAAUCAAUGAUUCGCAAAAAUAUAUUGUACUUUCGACGUGUAAUAUUUCUUCAGGAAUCCGGCGCAGUCUUUGACACGCUGAAAUAUGGUGGCAUUAUGGGUGUCGCUUUUGAAGAUAUGUCGUCGCCGUCGUUGCAGGGAGUUAUCUCAAACGCAAUUGCGAAUGAUGUCUUCGGUGGCCAAAAUAUCAUGGCCUUCUACUUCACAAAAGAGUAUGGCUUCUGGCAGCACAGCUAAAAGACUUGAAGAGGUAAAAUGAUCAUGGUAGCUCGAAUUAGUUUUAGAUUUAGUGCAACUACAGCCUUGUGGAGGAGUUCUUAACCCUCAGAUACUAGUACAACAACUUAGUAUCUGAGGGUUAUCUAGACUUUUUUCUCUUACAGCGAUAUGAUCAUGAUGGAUUGACGAGAUUCAUAAAUAGAUACUACUAGGACUAGGUCGCAACACUCACACAUGAGGAAGACAUAAUAAUUGAUCAAGAAGAUCAUGUCGUCGAGUAAUUAUUUUUUCCUUCAUCCACACCCGCAAGCCCGCUCAGUGGUUUAUCUUGGUGGAACCGAUCCCAUUGUUUAUCAUGGAACCCCAGUCUGCCUCGAUGUCCAGAAACAGCAUUAUUGGCAAACGGGAUUGAAACGUACUACAUGUUCAAGCUCUUUGUCCUCGAGAUUGUUUCUAAGUACUACUACUAGUACGUAGUACUUGGCUAGAAUGCGAUUUAACAAGGUCAUCAAAAUCAAGUUUUUAGAGUUAUUUUCAACAACAGUAAUGAAAGUUGGAGUGUUCUUGCGCACUUGCACGACCAGAAGAACUUGGAUGAAGACACUACAUUCCUUGUACGUGUACAUCUUACAAGAUGAAGACACUACAUUGCUUGUACGUGUACAUCUUACAAGAUGAAGACACUACAUUCCUUGUAAGAUGGUGUACACGUGUAGUACAUCUUACAACCAGGUCUAGGAUUCCGUUUCGGAGCACAGGGCGAGACUACCUGGAUGGACGAUCCCCCUGGUGGGCCUGGGCCUGAGAGCAUUUUCUGGGACACUGGCACCACAUGGAACGGAAUGGGAACCUAUCUGACUAGGUGUUUCUUUUUUCUCUUGUGUGACUUGCUUCAUCUCUUAUGAACAUUCUAACCCUUGUGACUUCAUCUCUUGUGAACAUCUCUUGUGAAAAGAAGUCCCGAAACAUCUACUAGAUCAUGUCAAUCUACAACUAGUACAACAUCAUUGUAGAAGUAAAACAUCACAUUUACUAGAGAUGUCAAUCUACAACUGCACUCAGACUCACAUACUAGAAGAUCUAGUACUAGAAGUAGAACUAGGUCUGUCAACUUCUACAUCAUGUACUUCUCGUCCAUGAUUGUAGUAGAAGUAGAACUUCUACACCGAGGAUCCUGCUUGAUCAUAAAAACAAGCACAAGCAGGUACUUGCUAAAUUACCUUCAUGGCCAAGGCGGAUGGAAUAGCAAGAGCUGCGACGUCCUGAAAGUCAAGGAUGGGACUGAGAAGGUUCCCUACCUUGUCCUGGACUUAUGCCUCGACCGCUACUGCGAAGAUAUUUACCAGAUCGUGCAGCCUCCAGAACAAUGGUACGUGGGAGGUGGUGGAGGAUAUUGCAAACCGGCGUUCAUGUCGAUGUAUGAAAAAAGGGGUUCUUGUUCAACUAAUCUCUACGGGCACUACUAACAGUGUCAUCAAGGAUCCACACAUACAUACAAGUUCAAUGUUGUAGUUGUUAUAUCCUAAUUUCCUGUUGAUCAUCACUCAUCAGUAAUGUUUUCGAAUUACUGAAAUAUCCAAAUCCAACCAUAUUCUGGAUCUGGAUAGAACAGUUAUUAUUUUCUUCUGUUCUUUCAUUCUUGUGACGUGCCACCACCCUACGGACCAAACAUUUUCGUGACUGGCGAAAUUUUCAUGCGGAGCUGGUUCACGAUCCUUGACCGUGGGAACGCUGCGACUGGACAGCAACUUAUGUUGAAUGUGUUGCACCUAGUUGUAGUAGUACACCUACUUACACGUUGAAGAUUAUUGGGAAGCUAGUUAGUUCUAGAUCUAGUGCUGGUAGAAGGUACUUCCUGCUGUAAAGUAGUAAGUAGUCGACCUCUACUAGUAGUACUAGAUUUUUGAUACUAGUAUAUCUAAUACAUAGUGGAGUUCGUCUUCGUAGUUCUUUUCAAGUAGAACAGGUAGAGCUAGUAGACCACCUCCAGCGACUGCUUCUAUCAGCAUAUUCAUCUUCCCCUAGAACGCUCGUUGUUUUCUUGUGCUGAAGAUCAUUGUUUUUCUAUUCCACCUAGUAGUUGAUGAAAAUAGCACUACAACUAGUAGGGUUUAGGGUUAGGGUCUUCAUACACUCGCGGGUCUGCAUCGCGAAGAACAAAACGCCUAACGAACUUAAGCGGUCAGACCGCGAGUACGCAAACGAGGUGACCGACCCAAAGAUAAUAUUAAGGCUCGGACACCAUAAGCAUACGUAGAAGUACUAGUACAGGUACGUUUGUGAUGUUUGUUUGUGCCAAAGGGAUUGCGUUGAUCAUGUACUUCGUGUACUGUAGGAAAAUUGUAACACUAACAGAGGAACAUGUAGAUAAACAUGACCUUCCGGAGCAUAAUAGAGGAACAAGAUUACCAUGACCUUCGUGAGCAUACUUAAAAAUAUAGAGGAACAAGAUAGCGAUGACUUGUAUCGUGAGCAUGACGCUACACAUCAGCACUCCUUCUCCUUUGGUAAGAUCUUCUUCUAAGGACAAAUAAGGUGUUUGAAACCAGACAUCGACCGGACGAGCCAUAUGGAAAAGGCGUCGAUAACGACGGCUGAAGAGGCUGCUUCUUCUCGUUUCCGAAUUGGGAGGAAGAUUUUUUUCAGCAUACCAAGUAAGAGUAUUUUUUUGUACAGAUGAAAGUAAGCCAAUAUUAUAAAUAUAUAAAGUAAGAAGAUAUAAUUGUACUAGAAAGAUGGACAUGUUGGAGAUCAACAUGAGACUUUUGCUUAUAGUUAUGAAUACAACAAAAUCGUUAGCGUUACCACCUCGUCGUUGCGUGAAGAUUCCGAGGAAAAUAUAGCGACUGUCGUGACAACAGAAUUAUGCGGCGAAUGCACAGCUUUGUUGAACUUCACAUAGAAAAGGAAUUUAAUAAUCGAGUUAACAUUUGUUCAGCAACAAGAACAAGGUGAAUAGAAUAAGCACAUUUUUUCAAGUUUCAAGUAUGGCAUCGACGAAGUACUUAGAUUUACUAGACCAUGUACAUCUUGACCUUCUCCUGCAG